AUGGAGCGGGACGACACCGACACCGCGAGCGCGUCCAAAAAGACAAUAAUCGCGAAGAUAUUUAAAGUUCGCAAGAGGAGGGAGAUGCUUUUCGUCCAGGUGUGCUUCAUCUGCAGCGUCCUCUUCGUGGCGUGGAGCAUGUCGGCGCUGCUGACCAAGACAGGCCAUGGGAUGGUGGUGGAGGCGCAUCCGAACGCUGACCACUGGGGACGGCGGCUAAUGGCUUCAGCACCAGACAACGAAACGGAGCAGAAGAACUGUUCAGAACCAGCAAUACACGAGUUCCCCGAAGACCUCUUCACCAUCCAAGAACGAAAGAGUGGGGCCGUUCUGCUGCACAUCGUGGCGGCGCUCUACAUGUUUCUAGCCCUCGCCAUCACCUGCGAUGAAUACUUUGUGACAUCGCUGGAGAAGAUCUGUGAGAAAUUAGAUCUGAGUGAAGAUGUUGCAGGAGCCACCUUCAUGGCAGCUGGCAGCUCUGCACCAGAGCUUUUUGCAUCUGUCAUCGGCGUCUUCAUCACCCACGGUGAUGUGGGGGUGGGGACCAUCGUCGGCUCAGCUGUCUUCAACAUCCUUUGUAUCAUUGGCGUCUGCGGGAUCUUUGCUGGACAGGUGGUGAUAUUGACCUGGUGGGCAGUUUUCAGGGACUCCUUCUACUACAUCCUGUCUGUCGUGGCUUUGAUUGCAUUCAUCUACGAUGAGAAGAUAGUUUGGUGGGAGAGUUUGUUUUUGGUGGUCAUGUAUGCUGGAUACAUACUGGUCAUGAAAUUCAACUCCAGCAUGCAGAAGUUUUUCAUGGGCAAGUCAAAGAAGAACGUGGCCAAUGGUAACGCUGCGGCCAGCAGUGAGAUGGAGGACGUCAAGCCCAGUAAGGCUUACAGCCGUGGAUCGGUGGUGAUGGUGGACGAGAUCAUGCACGCCAGCCCCUCGAAGUUCAGGUUUCCAGAAGCUGGCCUCCGUGUCAUGGUCACCAGCCAUUUUGGACCCAAGACCCGUCUGCGCAUGGCGAGUCGCCUCAUCAUUACAGAGCGCCAGAAGUUGGUCCAAGCUGCCAAUGGAGUGGAGACACAAGUGAUUGACGGGAAGGUAGAAAUCGAGAAUGGAAACGUGCCAGAGGACAAGCCGACCGAAGCGGAGGAAAAUGACACCAUCUCGCCGUUUCAUAUUCCAAAGGGCAUUGGCAGCAAGGUGAAGUGGCUGCUCUCAUGGCCUCUGCUCCUGUUGCUGUUCUUUACCAUCCCCAACUGCGCCAAGCCUCGCUGGGAGAGAUACUUCAUGCUCUCCUUCAUCCUGUCCACUGUCUGGAUCGCUGUCUUCUCCUACGUCAUGGUCUGGAUGGUGACUAUAAUUGGCUACACUCUGGGAAUCCCUGAUGUCAUCAUGGGCAUCACUUUCCUGGCGGCAGGCACCAGCGUCCCAGACUGCAUAGCCAGUCUCAUUGUGGCCCGGCAAGGUUUGGGAGACAUGGCGGUAUCCAACACUAUUGGGAGCAAUGUGUUUGACAUUCUGGUGGGACUGGGGGUCCCCUGGGCGAUACAGACCAUGUGUGUCAGCUAUGGAUCAGUGGUGAUGAUUAACAGUCGGGGUCUGGUGUACUCUGUGGUGCUUCUGCUGGGCUCUGUGGCCCUCACGGUGCUGGGGAUCCACCUGAACAAAUGGAGGCUGGACGUGAAGCUGGGCCUGUACGUCCUGGUCUUGUACGCCAUCUUCCUCUGCUUCUCCGUCAUGAUCGAGUACAACGUCUUCACCUUUGUCAACCUGCCCAUGUGCAUGGAGGAGUAG
This is a messenger RNA of Chelmon rostratus (copperband butterflyfish), 1782 nucleotides long. It is a transcript of the gene slc24a4b, whose product is annotated as solute carrier family 24 member 4b. Lineage: Eukaryota; Metazoa; Chordata; Actinopteri; Chaetodontiformes; Chaetodontidae. Gene Ontology annotation, biological process: calcium ion transmembrane transport; intracellular calcium ion homeostasis. The record is from RefSeq and is a predicted model, not a curated record. Bases 1 to 1782 code for a protein of 593 amino acids. The transcript has 17 exons. Gene Ontology annotation, cellular component: membrane. Gene Ontology annotation, molecular function: calcium, potassium:sodium antiporter activity; calcium channel activity.